Messenger RNA from Malus domestica (apple), 576 nucleotides. Its product is annotated as probable esterase KAI2. Gene Ontology annotation, biological process: response to karrikin. NCBI's taxonomy places the organism in Eukaryota, Viridiplantae, Streptophyta, Magnoliopsida, Rosales, Rosaceae. The record is from RefSeq and is a predicted model, not a curated record.
AUGGGAAUAGUGGAAGAAGCUCACAACGUGCGGGUCGUAGGGUCGGGUCAACAAGUCCUAGUCUUGGCCCACGGCUUCGGCACCGAUCAGUCGGUCUGGAAACACCUCGUCCACGACAACCGCGUCAUUAUGUACGACAACAUGGGUGCCGGAACCACCAACCCAGAAUACUUCGACUUCGAGCGCUACCCCACCCACGAAGGCUACACCUACGACCUUCUUGCCAUUCUUAAGGAGCUCCACAUCGAGUCAUGCAUCUUCGUCGGCCAUUCUGCCUCUGUCAUGGUCUGCACCACUGCUGCAGUCACCCGACCCGACCUUUUCACCAAACUAAUCAUGAUCGCCGCCUCCCCUAGCUCAGUCUCACAAUUUGUAAAAAACUCCUUAAAGAUGCGGAAAAACUCUACAUCAGGCUCAUUCACUUACAAUCAGAUCCCAACCAGAAAAAGUAUAAACGACCUCGUGGGCUUGGGCUUCUCCCCCCAGCCGUUUCUACAUGUAGGUUUUGUCAAGUCUCAAACAAUGCAACUUGCUCAGGGCUUUGCAGUCCAAGAUACAAUGCGAACUUUCCUCUAA